Glycine soja is the source of this 782-nucleotide messenger RNA. RefSeq names its product paired amphipathic helix protein Sin3-like 3. Lineage: Eukaryota; Viridiplantae; Streptophyta; Magnoliopsida; Fabales; Fabaceae. Gene Ontology annotation, molecular function: transcription corepressor activity. The transcript is spliced from 4 exons. Gene Ontology annotation, cellular component: histone deacetylase complex; chromatin. Gene Ontology annotation, biological process: negative regulation of transcription by RNA polymerase II. Bases 280 to 675 code for a protein of 131 amino acids. The record is from RefSeq and is a predicted model, not a curated record.
UCGAGUGAAAGAAACAGUGAAUUCCGAAAAAGGGGGAAAUCUAGUCUUCUUGCCAACAAGAAUGUUUCUGGUCCUAAGUUGUCUCAAUAUACCAGCAGGAAGAACUCGGCAAAAUCUGUUAAAAUCUAUCUAUCUGUGAGCAGUGCACUCCCAGUUACUAUCUUCUACCAAAACCAGAGAACAAAACUUGAUGCAGAAGUAUUGAAUGACCAUUGGAAAUGUGUUGCUUCAAGUACUAAGGAUUAUUCUUCUAUACACAUAAGCAAAAAUAGUUACGAAAUGAACUUGCUUGAAUGUGAAGAUGACAGGAUUGAACUUGACGUGUGUUUAGAGACUGCAAAAUCGACAACUAAGCAAGUUGAAGAGCUCAUAGAAAAGAUUAAUACCAAUAUGAUUGAAAGACACAAUCCAAUUAAUAUUGAGAAGCACUUAAGAGCUCAAAAUCUUAGGUGGAUUGAGCAGUUAUAUGGCGACCAUGGGAUUGAUGUGCUGGAUGUAUUAAGGAAGAAUGCAUCUCGAGUUUUGCCAGUCAUUUUAACCAGGUUGAAGCAGAAACAGGAAGAAUGGGCAAGAUGUGGUGCUGAUUUAAAUAAACUUUGGGCUGAAGUAUAUGCUAAAAACUAUCAUAAAUCACUUAAUCAUCGUGUUCCUUCUACUAGGAACCAAGAGCUUUAGUACUUGGGUUAUGAUUGUUUAUGCUUAAUUUUUUUUUCUAAGUAACUCUUAUUUUUCAAUUAUGAAAAAACAAAUUUUUUCCAGAUUGUUGCUUUUUUGUAAAAAAA